Ipomoea triloba (trilobed morning glory) is the source of this 2700-nucleotide messenger RNA. RefSeq names its product protein ACCELERATED CELL DEATH 6-like. Lineage: Eukaryota; Viridiplantae; Streptophyta; Magnoliopsida; Solanales; Convolvulaceae. The record is from RefSeq and is a predicted model, not a curated record. Gene Ontology annotation, molecular function: protein binding. The transcript has 8 exons. The coding region runs from base 430 to 2334 and encodes 634 amino acids.
AUAGUAAUUAAAAAAAAAAAAAGAAUACAGUAAAUCAGUCGAUUAGCAUUUACCUUUUCAAUUUCUGCAAAUUCAUGCAAGUUGAAGCCACUAGAAAUGUUAAAUUUUGUUCCAGAACUCAUUUGCCUUAUUUUCAUAGUUUGCAGGCAGCUAGCUACUUUCUGUCAACCAACUUUAGUCGGUCUAAAGGGCAAAUAGCUGGUCACUUUUGAGUGAGUGACGAGAAAACCCGCAGUCACUACCCGAGGUGUGCAUUGGGUAAAUCUUGUCUCGUGAAAGAACUACAAGGAAGUAAACCAGUCUAAGUUGUCCAUAGCUGACCGGCUAAAACCAAAAAGAAGGCUAAUAGGGCGCUCCUGUUGGAAGUCGAAAUUGACACUUUUGGCAAGCUGUAUGAGUGCAUAAGGCUGCCAGUCUGCUCUAGAAAGAAUGGCCUCGUCUUCUUCACAGUCGGGACUAGACAUUGAUGUCAGAAUCAAGGCUGAGGAAGUCAAGGCAGGGAAGGAUAUGAAUUUCUACUUGCCCCUUUAUAAAGCUGCUAUUAGGGGUGAUUGGGAAGGUGCAAGGAGGUUCUUUGAUUGCGAUCCAGAUGCAGUCACAGCAAAGAUCACCAAGGAUUCGGAGACAGUCCUCCAUGUAGCAGUUGCUCGAAGCAAGGCGAUUUAUUUUAUAAGUAAGCUACUGGAGGUGAUGCCUUCUGAUGCAUUACGUAUGACAAAUAGAUUUCACGAGACAGCUCUUCAUUUUGCUGCUAAAUUCGGUAAUGUUGAGGCAGCAAAGCUGUUAGUGUCCCGAGAUCCUGGUCUGCCUUCUAUUUGGAAUGAUUCAAAUUGUUUGCCUCUACAUUCAGCUGCUCUCUUUGGCCACAAAGUGAUGGUUAUAUAUUUAUUAACUGUUACUGGAGAACAUGUGAGACCUAGUCCGUUUGCUGAUGAGCCCGGGAUCACUCUUAUGAUGCUUCUUGUGCAUUCCGGAUUUUAUGACGUGGCACUGGAUCUGCUUCUGCGACAUCCCCAGUUGGCUUCAACUGUAUCACCCGGUGGGAAUACUUCAUUGAGCAUUAUUGCUAAAAAACCUUCUUCAUUUCCAAGUGGAAGUUGCUUAAAUUUCUGGCAAAAGCUUAUAUACUCCUGUGUUCCACUGAAGAUGGAGCAGUACUCUAGCCACCCAACCUCGAAAGGCAGUCAACCAUCAACCAAACAACCUGGCAAACACAUGAAUGCACGUUGCAUGCCAAAACUUACAUUCAUGUUCUGGGAAGUCAUUGAAGGAAUAGUGCCUCUUGUUAAGUCUUUGUAUGACGAAAAACUGAUGCACUGCCAAGCAAUGGAACUUGUCAGAUCGUUAUGUACUGAAGUCAUACACACGAAUAACAUGAAGUCUGCCUUGAUAUAUAAACCGGCUAUUAUUUUGGGAGCCACUUUAGGCAUUUAUGAGAUUGUAGAAGAGAUUUUAAAGGCAUUCCCCAGCGCAAUCUGGUCGUUGGACAGGGAGCACCAUGAUUUGUUCCAAAUAGCAGUGAUGAACAGACGUGAAAAUAUAUUCAAUCUCUUGCGUGAACUGGGUGAGCAUACACAUUUGGUGACUCAAAACAUUGACACGAAUGAUAAUACUAUCUUACAUUUGGCUGGAAAGUUGGCACCUCCCCACCGGCUUAAUCUUGUCACGGGUGCAGCUUUGCAGAUGCAACGCGAGUUACAAUGGUACAAGGAAGUGGAGAAGUUUGUAACUCCGGGAUACAAAGUGAAGGAGAAUUCUAGUGGAAAAACGCCUGCAAUGGUGUUUACUGAGGAGCACAAAGGCUUGAUUGCAGAAGGGGAACAAUGGUUCAAAGACACGGCAAAUUCAUGCACAGUGGUCGCGGUCCUCAUUGCAACUGUAGUUUUUGCUGCAGCCAUAACCGUGCCAGGUGGUAGCAAUGGCAACAAUGGAUACCCGAUCUUUAACAGCGAGACGCCAUUUACAAUCUUUGCCAUUUCAAACACCCUUUCUCUGUUUUCUUCUACGACUUCAGUGUUGAUGUUCUUGUUGAUUCUCAACACGCGAUUUGCAGAAGCAGAUUUUCUCCACUCCUUGCCAAAUAAGUUGAUCCUUGGCCUUGUUAACUUAUUCCUCUCCAUAAUGUUCAUGAUGGUAGCCUUUAGUUCUGCGAUUUAUAUGGUCUUUGGGCAUAAGAAGUCUUGGAUUAUUCUGCCACUUGCAUUUGCCUGUCUUCCAGUGGGCUUGUUUGCAUCAUUGCAACUUCCCCUCCUUGUAGAGAUGAUCAAAUCAACAUAUGGCCCGGGCAUUUUCUACAAGCAACAGAGAUCUUAUUUCUGGACUGUGACAAAAUGAAGGCCUAUGGUGUGUUACUUCAUAAGAUAGACAUAUACUUCAGUGGGAGCGGCCUAUUGGCCUUCUUGAGUUAUUGGUUUGAGCCGGUCUGCUAAGAGUAAUCUAAGUUGGUUUACCUCUUUUGAUCUUUUGUCGGCUAUGGUCACAAUGCGAGGUUUAUCCCAUGCAUACUUUCGGGUAAUAGCUACGGAUUUUUCUUGUCAUCCCAAAAAAGAAUUCUUGUACAUUAGUAGUCUUUUGUCUCUUUCUCUUGACUAUUCUUUGUUGUACAUUAGGUAUAGUUUGCACUAUUAUGUAAACAGUACUACAAAGGCUUUUAAAACUGAGAUCAUAAUAUUCUAUUGCUCCUUUUUAAGUCUUGGAAAA